GACGUGUCCGGCGAGAACCAGGACAACGUAGCCAGUGAUACGACGGAAGAUACGAAAGCUAGAUGGAUCAUAGCUUGCGAUGACUGUGAAAAGAAGUUCAAGAGCAAGAAAGAAGUUGAGAAUCAUUGCCGGCUCUCCGGUCAUCUAGCCUUUUCCGAGAUACCCAAUGAACAAACCGACGAGAAGAAUCCUCUCACGGAAGAGGAAAAGGCAGCAAGGCUAGAAUUGACGCAGGAGAAGGUUCCACUAACGGAGGAAGAAAAGGCGGCAAAAUUGGAAGAACUGCGCAUUAAGAGUCGGGAGAGAAAGGCAAAGCAAGCCAUCAUUGAUCUUGAGGAGCAAAGAAAGAACGAGAAAAUUCGUCGGAAAUCAACCAAAGAAGUGCAAGAUGCUAAAGAGGACCUUGCUCGACAGGAGCAAAUGAAAAUUGCGGCUAAAAAGCGCCAGGAAAAACUCGAUGACAUAGCAGCAAAGAAACGUGUCCAAGAAAAGAUUGCUGCUGAUAAAGAGGCCCGCCGACUCAGGAUUGAGGCUUCUCAGGUACAACGAGAGUGUCAGCCGACGCCCGCCAAAUCCCCUACCAUACCUGCUACCGCAAAUAAAUUACCAACUUCUGUUUCUACGGUCAAAGAUGCCCGUCUUCGGCUUGUUACCGCGGUUGGAACGUUGACGAAGACUUUUUCAGUCGAAACUACUCUCUUUGAGGUAGGGCAGCAGAUCGAGCUUGAGGUUGGUGGACCGAUCACAAGCUUUACCACAACAUAUCCCAAGAAGACUCUGUCCGGAAAUAUUGAUUUCGGAAUGACACUCAAGGAAGCUGGUCUUCUACCUUCAGCAGUAUUGAUCGUAGCAUAA
This is a messenger RNA of Blumeria graminis f. sp. triticale, 855 nucleotides long. Lineage: Eukaryota; Fungi; Ascomycota; Leotiomycetes; Helotiales; Erysiphaceae. The record is from the annotation of a GenBank genome assembly.